Messenger RNA from Cladophialophora bantiana CBS 173.52, 267 nucleotides. RefSeq lists its product as uncharacterized. The record is from RefSeq and is a predicted model, not a curated record. The coding region runs from base 1 to 267 and encodes 88 amino acids. The transcript has a single exon. Lineage: Eukaryota; Fungi; Ascomycota; Eurotiomycetes; Chaetothyriales; Herpotrichiellaceae.
AUGGCAUCAGUCAUUAUACCCACUACAACAACACUGAAAUCUCAAGCACAAUCUAAGGUAGCUCUGGUGACUGGAGCGGCCUCUGGGAAAGGUUUCGCCAUCACGCGACUCCUGGAAAAGCACGAUGCAAAAGUCGUUCUAAUUGACCUGGACCUGACCAAAGUGCACGCAGCGGCAGAAGAAAUUGGUCACGGCAGCACGCCGUUCUCUUGUGACGUCUCAUUGUGGACGCAACAGAUGGAACUGUUUGAAUGUGUAUCUCAAUAG